AUGGAUACAGAGACUAAAAAACUCAAAAACAAAAAACCGACACAGGCUGCGUCCUCGAAUGCGCCAAACCAACAACCAGAAAAGGCUGCGUCCCAAGAUGCGCCAAAACGACCACCACUGCCCAAGGCCGCGUCCUUCGACGCCCAAGGGCAAGCCACAAACAAAGAUGCGCCAAGCAAAGCUGCGUCCAAGGAUUUGUUGAGGAAGGCUACCGACCGGGAUGCGCCUGACCAGGCUGCGUCCAGAAACGUACCUUCCAAGGCAACCAAGGAUGCGCCGAGCAAAGCUGCGUCACAAGAUCCGACAAGGAGGACUGUCGAAUGGAAUGCGCCAACUCAGGCUGCGUCCCGUGACACACCGUCCAUGUCGGUAAAAGAUGCGGUGAAAAAGGCUGUGUCUGAGGACACGUUGAGGAAGGGCACUGAGCGGAAUGCGCCAACCCAGGCUGCGUCCCGUAAAGUGCCUCCAGCGUUGGCCUUAGAUGCGCCUCCAAAGGCAACUCCUAACCUUCCGCCAAAGACAGGCGCUGCUAUGGGGGAACCAAGGACAAGCGCACUCCGAGAUGCGCCCAACAGGGCUGCGUCAGUGAGUGCGUCUUCCGAAGGGAACUCGGCAGCACUGAUGAAAGCGGAGGCGGAAGAGAGGCCAAACAAAGCUGCAUCCGACAACGGUUCUGACACCCCGGCAUUGGAUCUGUCGUCACUAAAAGACGCAAUCCAAUCGCCCACGAAACCGGGUCAAUGGAAGACCGUCACCAAACCCAAGUCGGCCUCAAAAAAGCGGCGCAUGAAGGCCAGAGCCAAAGCAGCAGCACAACGCGCAGUAGCAGUGGAUGCCGUAAGGCAUCAGCUCGGUACCUGCCCAAAGGCGACCAAACCGAAAGGGGAGGCGUCAACAAGUGGGACCAAAGCACCUGCAACUGCCUCGACAAGUGCUGCACUGACGGUUGGCCUUCAUAAACGCAGCAUGAAGCCCAGAGGCCGGAAAAAGACCAGGACAUACGACGAUAAGACCGCACCAAGACCGCAGAAACGCACUCGUCCGGAGGACACGGGGACCGACGUCAUACGCUGA
Achroia grisella is the source of this 1074-nucleotide messenger RNA. RefSeq names its product protein IWS1 homolog. Lineage: Eukaryota; Metazoa; Arthropoda; Insecta; Lepidoptera; Pyralidae. Bases 1 to 1074 code for a protein of 357 amino acids. The record is from RefSeq and is a predicted model, not a curated record. The transcript is spliced from 2 exons.